Dentiscutata erythropus is the source of this 240-nucleotide messenger RNA. Lineage: Eukaryota; Fungi; Glomeromycota; Glomeromycetes; Diversisporales; Gigasporaceae. The record is from the annotation of a GenBank genome assembly.
CUAGAUUAUGGGAAUCCAUUAGUGGAAGAAUGGUUUUACAAUAUGAAGGUGCUACGCAUAAGGAUAAUACACUACAAACAACUUUUACUUAUAAUGAAGAUUAUGUUCUUAGUAGCGAUGAAGUACACAAUACCGUUGUAUGCUGGGAUUCACGUACCGGGAAAUGUCUUAAACGUUGGGGUGGACAUGCCAGUACUAUUAGAUGUAUUGCUGCAUCACCAACAGAACCUGGAUUUAUUA